This is a messenger RNA of Neoarthrinium moseri, 1725 nucleotides long. RefSeq lists its product as uncharacterized. NCBI's taxonomy places the organism in Eukaryota, Fungi, Ascomycota, Sordariomycetes, Amphisphaeriales, Apiosporaceae. The record is from RefSeq and is a predicted model, not a curated record. The transcript is spliced from 5 exons. Bases 1 to 1725 code for a protein of 574 amino acids. Gene Ontology annotation, molecular function: zinc ion binding; oxidoreductase activity.
AUGGACCUCCAAAUACCUUUGGUUCAGCAAGCGGCUGUUAUCGAGGACCCAGGGCCGGGUGGAAGAAUACUUCUUCGUGGUGAUGUAUCAGUUGGUGAGCCUGGCGUACACGAAAUCCUAGUCAAGUUAGAAGUUUCCGGAGUCUGCGGAUCGGAAAUCCGAGCUCUACUAGGCUGGAGCUCGUACACACCAAUUGUCGGUCAUGAGGGUGUCGGUAUUGUCGUGAAGGCUGGCGCCGAUGCAGAUGACUCGCUCCUUGGCCAGCGUGUGGGAGUGAAGUGGCUCUAUAGUGCCUGCACCCAGUGUUCGGCCUGCAAUCGAGGUUUUCCAAACAACUGUGGCAGGCAAUUGAACACCGGCCGCAAUGUGCGCGGGACCUUGCAGCAAUAUGUCGUGGCGGAUUCGAGAUUUGUAACCAGAAUUCCAGACGGCUUGGCGAGCGAGGUUGCGGCACCACUACUGUGCGCGGGUUUAACCAUGAUGGGUGCUAUCUCAAAGCUUGACGGCCAGCUAGUCCCAGGUGAUUGGCUCGUGAUAUCAGGCUCAGGUGGCGGCCUUGGCCAUAUAGGUGUGCAGAUUGCAGCCAAAGUAAAGGGUUUCCGGGUCAUUGGGAUCGACUCUGGCGAGGAAAAGAGAAAGCUGAGUAUUGAGUCGGGUGCAUCUGAGUUUAUCGACUUCGCCGAGGGUAACGUGGAACACAGAGUGAAGGAAAUCACGGGUGAAGGUGCCCAUGCGAUUGUGGUGGUGUCGGGCUCGGAAGAUGCUUUCAGAGCUUCUCCUCUCUUGGUGCGGAACAUGGGCAUCAUAGUGUGCGUUGGGCUCCCGGCCAACGAUUUCAAUAUCCCCAUCCCUGCAUCCUUGUGUUCUGCCAGAGCUCUCUCUAUCACGGGAGUCGCGGUGGGAAGUGAGGGGCAAAUGGAAGAGAUACUAGAGCAUGCAUUGAGGGGAGACAUUCAACCGUCGAUUCAGGUCCUGGACUUCCAUGAUAUACCCCAAAUUCUGGAUCAACUGAAGCUUGGUGGUGUAACUGGACGUGUAGUGAACAUCUCCAAGAGCCUUCAUCAAAUGGUCAGAUGGAAGACCAACAUUGACACAGAAGGUAUCAUCUCUUCUCAACAGUCAGCUUCCGGAACUUUCACGCCUUACACUCAGACCACUGAAACAAUUACAAGUACCACUGAGGGCAGUAAGACAACUACACCUCUGCCCGAAUUCAGUAUACUAUCCGAUCCGCCCGAGCACCUUGAGGCUGUGUCACCCACAACCACUAUCUUGCCGGACCCCAGAGGCUCCUGGUAUGAGCUCAUUUUGGGCGUCGUAGACUGGAGAGACUUUGAUUAUGCCUUUCAAAGAUCUGCAGCGUUCCCUGGACCUCUUGAAGCAGCCCAAGAAACAUUCACUUCAGAGGCCAGAGGUGAAGGUGCUGGCUUGGGUGCUCGAUUCUCGGUCAUGUGGCAGACAAUGCCAGAAGCGCAAUUCACCGUCAAAUCGGGUCCCAGCCAAACAACACACGUGCCACCCGAAGGCACGGUGACGGAUGCACCUCGUACUAACAGCGGAUCCUAUGUCGGAGGUGUUUCUACAACAAGCUCUUUAAGUAUCAGUUCAGCUGAAGUGUCACCUUCUGGAACUGGGCGCACAUCUGGAACCGUACAAGCGCUUAGAGCCCAGGUUUUCUCAAAAUUCCACUGGAACGUUUUUGCGGGAUGUGGUUUGGGUUUCUAA